CUUAUAGAAUAAUGAAAUCAAGGUCUAAAGCUUUACUGGGUUGAGAGGCAGAUAACCCAUGAUUUUGAUGCGAAUUUCGGGCGUAAUUCGACCAAAGUUUCACGAAAAGAUUUCAGAUUACGAUGUCCGGACCUGUAGAGCGAUGGCUGGAGACGUUUAUGUGCAAACAAUACGCCGAAACAUUUGAAAAGUGUGGUUACAAAACGCUAUCGUCGGUUUGUCAACUGGAUAGGCAUACAUUGCGGUCCAUGGGAGUUCUUGAAGAACACUGCGACAAUAUAAUCGAAAAUGUAUCUGUACUGAGACAAACCAUAGUGGGUAAAGCCAAUCUGGAUAAACAAGCAGGUUCAUCAUCAUCUUUACCACCUUUCCAAAAUUUCUCUGGUAUGCCGGCCCGCCCACCCGGGCAUCAGUUUUUCUCCGAAAACCAGCCAUACAACCGAGGAGAAUUCCCACAUGGUCAGAUGAGCACACCAAAUCCACCAGGAAGUGGUGACGUGAGCCAUGGGAUGAGCCAAGUACAGCCUGGUCAUUGGCAGCAGCAGCAACAGCAACAACAAUCACAGAGAGCUCAUACUGUGCAGCAUUUACCACAUAGUCCCCCUGGACAGUCACCGACAUCACAUAUGCCACCACCACAGCCGUUCCCAUCGGACCAGUAUGGUCAGUAUGACUCCCAUGUGGCCCAACCACCACCACCGCCAUCUCAACAACAGCAGCAGCAGCAGCAGCAACAGUCGCAGUAUUAUACCCAACAACAGCAGUACAUGGCACAGCAACAAAAUAUACAUCCUGGCUAUAGAGAUCAGCAACCACCAUCAAUGGUCAGUCAAUAUCCUCCCCACCAGUACUAUUCACAAGAUGACCAAUAUCAGUAUGGACCACAUUAUCAAGGUGGCAACUAUGGUCCAGGUUAUCCUCCCCAAAACAGUAUGGGUUACAAUCAGAAUUAUAAUAUGGCUAGUCCUGGACAGAUGCAUACUGUUCGAGGUUAUAAUCAGUCACAGACAGUAGGCACAAGUCCUCCACAACAACAACCUAGUGGUGCGAGUAGGUAUCGUAGCAUGGUACCCAGUCCUAGCCAUUCUACAUCACCAAGUAUGAUGCAAUCAUCUAGUGUUUAUCAACAGCAGCAGCAUCAAAAUGCCAUUGGGCAUGGAAUCACUGGUGGUAACAACAAUCGCAAUCCACACUAUGUGUAUUCAAAUUCACCGCUUGGUCAGCCAGGUAGCCAUCCAUCUCCAGUCCCUUCUCCCGCUACAAGUAUAAGGUCACCAGUAAGCAUCCAUAGUCCCAACUCUGUUCCUUCAAGAUCCCCAGCACCAAGUCCCAUUACAGUUCGUUCUCCACUUUGUGGCAUGGUGCAAAGUCCAGCAGCUCUGCCAUCUCCUGGAAGUUCUAAUGGCUCUGUGAAAUCACCUUUAUCAGUGCCACAGAAAUCUCCUAAUAACUGGCAGCAGCCAGUUUCUCCUGUUGGAAACCAGACAUCAUACAAAUCAGUUCCGCAUCACCAAAUACCCAACGGUCCUUAUGUCAACCCUAAUGGGCAACAAAUUAGUCCAACACAACAUGACAGCCUGCAAAAUAAAGGAGCAUUGCCAAGACUUGAAGAGAUGGUUGCUUUUUUAGGUGAACCGAAAAGUAAAGGACCUGCUGCCCAAAAUUCCAAAGAGGAUGAUGGGAACAGCCCCAAACCAGUUGAUCAAGUUGAUGGCAAUCAACAUGAAAAGGGUGGUAAUAAAGGAGGUAGAGAUUCCAACGUGAAUACUGAUGAUAAGUUAAAUGAUGGUGAGAAAAGGAGGGUGCAGAGCCAUGUUGAGGGUCAGAGCAGAAAAAGAACUAUUGAGGAGUGCGAAUGUUCUGCAGGUACUGAAGGAUUAAAGAAGAAUAAAGUUGAAUCACAAGACUCUAAAAAAGAUGAUGAAAAAACAGUUGAGAAUGUGAAAAAGAAUGAUAAUGGAAAUAAAGAUAAACCUGAUGUAAUAGUUCAGCGAAGGGCAAAUCGAGGGAUGGGAGGAAGUCGAGCAUUCUUGAAGAGGAUCAAGUCGGAUGUUUCAGACACAAAUUCCAAGAAAUGUGAGGACUCUGAAAAUCACAGCAAAGAUAAAUGUAAUGAAACUGCCAAUGAAAAACAAAAAAAUCACAACGUAUCUCCCAAGUCAAAUGCUUCUAACCAAGAACAAAAAAAGCUUGCUUGUGAUGCACAAGAAAAAAACUGCAUAGACAUCAUAGAAUCGGGAAAAAGUUGUGUUAAGAUAGUGUUAACAAAAGAGGAUUUAAUUAAAGAUGGUCAUCAGGGAAGCAUUAUUCAUAACAGAAUGAGAUCUCCUUUGAAAAAAGUUCCUAAAAAUGGGAAAAGUAUAAUACCAAUUUCUGUUGACUGUUCUGGGGAAGGCCAGCAAAUAACUGUGAGUAGAGAGACAUGUUUCAUAGAGGAGCAUGAGAUAGAGGCUGCAGAAAGCCUUGUAGAACAUGUUAUGACAAAUGAUAACAGAGUAGCAAACCGAAGACAUUUUUGUGUGAAUGAGAAAAGUCCUAAGGGGAAAGCGAAGGCUAUUGGUAAUUGUGGAACAGAACAUGGUUGCCCUGGUGAUAGUGAUGAUAAUGAGAAAGAUGUGAACAAGAAAAAUUCAUUAACAUCUAGUAGACAUAAACAAAAUUCAAAAACUGUCAAACAUGAUCUGAAUGAUGAUACCGGGGAUAAUGGAGACUCUGAUAGAAAUCCUAAACUUUCAAUAUCUAACAUUAAACAAGAGACGACUGUUUUUGAAUCUGAUAGCAGCAGUGGGUCUUCGAUAGAUCUGCUGUGUCGGGAAUCAGAUUUUGGUUCUUCUGAUAGUCGGUCAGGAUCACCAAAUAUAGCCCUUGAAAAGAGUGUACAGCCAACACAUGACAUUAACAUCUAUUCUAGAUUUUUGGAUUUGCCAACCAAAACUAAGUCAAAAUUAGAUAAAUCUUUGAACAAGGAUGGUGCUUCCAGGAAAAUUGAUGGGUCAGUUUAUCAAAGAUCAAAGUCAAAAAGUUGCAAUCCAAUUUUGACUCCUGUUCUAAGAAAACUACAAAGGAAACAGUGUAUGUCAAAUAUAAGGUCAGAUGAAGAGAUCAUGGAUGAGGGAGAAAAGUGGAAACUGGGUGAAAAAAGUGAGAAAUUAAGUCAGGGAACAAAUAAUAUUAAACGUAGUGUCAAAAAAGAGGUAAACUUAGAAGUACCAAUGAAGACAAGAGAAUCGCUAGAUGAUAGGAACAAUAUUGUCAUGAAUGCAGAUGAUAAGUCUGUGUGUGUGGAAAGUGAUAGGCAUAUAAAUGAGAAUACCUCGACUCAGGAUACCACUACAAGGGUGAGCCUUAAAGAGGAGUCUUGGGACACUCGAGAACAAACACAUGAUGACACUACAACUGAUCAUCCACCAAAGAAAAAACGAGGCCGCCCACUUGGCAGUAAAAACAAAAUAAAGACUGAGAGAGGUGCAAAGCGAAAAUCUGCGAAACAUGAGUUUAGUGACAAGGUGGAUGAGACACCCAAAAGAGGGCGUAAAAAGAAACAUGGUCUGGAUAUACCACGUAGAUUGCAAGGGCCACUAAUUCGUAUACGUGGUUCAGAGGAAAGGACUCUUUCUCUCACUGUUGUUAAUAAUCCAAUGGCAGAAGCAAUGGAGAAAAUUCUUGCAAGUAAAAAGAAAAACAAAACACAAGUGCUUUCAUCUGCAGUGAACAAUGACAGACCAGCUUUGUUGAAACCAACCUCACCUCCAGUGGUGUCCUCGAACACCAUUUUUACAUAUGGUGGACCAUGGCAUUGUGCAUUUUGUGGUAAAAUUUCCAGUUAUGAUACUUUAGGAGAUCUCUAUGGACCAUAUUAUCCCCCAGGCCAUAAACUUCCCAAAGUUGAGCCUAAAACACCUUUGGAUACUUUAACUGUGGACACUGGAUCAACCAAAAAAAGGAGGAGCAGGUCACGGUCACGAUCUGAAGACAGUGCUGCACUAUCACCUCCUCUGAGUUCAAGAGGUAGAACAAAAAGUGGAGACAAGAGAAUUGGCAAGCCUCCUAAAUGGUUGUCUGAUUCACAACUUUCUGUGGUAUAUCCAACGAUGCCUAAGCCUGACAAGGGAAAAUCAUCUGCUCGGGGAAAAGGGAGCAAGAAAAUGGUGUCACCAUUGCCAUCACCAGCAGGGUCAAGUAAAUGUUGUAAAAGUGAUUCUGAUGAGAUGUGGGUUCAUGAAGACUGUUCGGUUUGGGCUGAUGGAGUGUACAUGGCAGGACCUAAUAUGUAUGGUUUGCAUGAUGCUGUCAGGGUGGCCAAACAAAUGACGUGUUGUUCUUGUCAGCAAAAAGGUGCCUCACUUGGAUGUAUGACGAAAGGUUGUGAAGAAAAAUAUCACUAUUUAUGUGCAGUUCAUGAAGGUUGUCAACUUCAAGAAGAAAAUUUCUCAAUGCUUUGUCCCAAACAUAAGAAUAAAACAAUAAAGAUGAAAGACUUAAGCUAGAUCCACU
Messenger RNA from Saccoglossus kowalevskii, 4494 nucleotides. RefSeq lists its product as uncharacterized. Gene Ontology annotation, cellular component: nucleus. NCBI's taxonomy places the organism in Eukaryota, Metazoa, Hemichordata, Enteropneusta, Harrimaniidae. Gene Ontology annotation, biological process: regulation of transcription by RNA polymerase II. Gene Ontology annotation, molecular function: protein binding. The record is from RefSeq and is a predicted model, not a curated record.